Messenger RNA from Funneliformis caledonium, 335 nucleotides. Lineage: Eukaryota; Fungi; Glomeromycota; Glomeromycetes; Glomerales; Glomeraceae. The record is from the annotation of a GenBank genome assembly.
GAGCGGAUCUUUCAUUUUUCGGAUAGGAGAAGCGGAUCUUUCGUUCUUCUUCAGAUAGGAAAAGCAGAGCGAUCUUUCUUUAUUCAGAUAGGAGAUAAGUCUUCUUUAGGGAUAGGAGGUAAGUCUUCUUUGGAGGACUCUUGGGAUUUCUUUGAGAUAGGAGGUAAAUUUCUUUGGGCUCUUUGGGGAGGUAAGUCUUCUUUGAGGGCUAUUUGGAUUUCUUUAGGAGGUAAGUCUUCUUUGAGAGGUAAGUCUUCUUUGGAGGCUCUUUGGAUUUCUUUGGGAGGUAAGUCUUCUUUGAGGGAGCGGAUCUUUUGUUAUUCUUCGGAUAGGAG